Molecule: messenger RNA, 1713 nt
Organism: Spodoptera litura
Lineage: Eukaryota; Metazoa; Arthropoda; Insecta; Lepidoptera; Noctuidae
Product: cytoglobin-1
Biological process (GO): oxygen transport
Molecular function (GO): heme binding; oxygen binding; oxidoreductase activity
Source: RefSeq, a predicted model, not a curated record
GUCAGUAUCGUUCCAAACUCCGAACGCGGCACACGUGUCGACGCAAACCGUAACGCAGAACACACACCACUACAAUUUUCAUACGAAAAACGCGCGCGUAAAAGUUCGAAGUCAACGUUUGAGAUUGUGACUCGAUACUAUGGGCGCUCUGCUAUCCUACAUUUGGUGGGGUGGAGACCCGGACGUGGUGAAUGAAAUCUCUGGACUCACGAGACGCGAGGUCUACCUGGUACAAAAGUCCUGGGCUCCUGUCAACGCAGACAAGGUCAACAAUGGUGCUGAACUGCUCAGAAGAUUCUUCACCGCGUUCCCGGCGUCGAAGGAAUUCUUCAAAAUGAUCAAGAACGUACCAGACGACCAGUAUCUAACAAACCCACAAUUCAAGGCUCACGUCAUCAAUUUGAUGACGUCACUCAACCUGGCUGUGGAGAACAUGAACCAACCAGAGAUCGUCGCCGCCAUGAUGAACAAACUCGGAGAGUCACACGGCAGGAGAAAGAUCCAAGAGAAAAAUUUCUUAGAACUGAAACAAGUCAUAGUGAAAAUGUUCAUAGAGGUGCUGAAGUUGGACGAAACGACACUAGGAGCUUGGGGCAAGACCGUCGAUUUCUGGUACAAACACCUAUUCGAGACCCUUAACAAAGCGGAACAAACCAGAUAACAUACACAUUGUCAACCAAUUACAGUUUAAACGAGUAGUUUAGUAUCUACAAUGGCUACUGUGAAAAGCAAACUCGGUUUGAUCUGUUGUACGAUGAUAGGAAAAUGACCGAAUUUAAAAAAUCAAAUUUAGAAUCAGAACGCGCUUUGAAAAUUGAAUGAUGAAUAUCGGCCAGUUUUAAAAACCUAGCUACCUGUUUUUUUUUAACUAGCGCGUAACACAUUUUAUGUGGAGCCUAUGUCAAACUACUAUCUUUACUAUAAUACUUAUACGCAAAUCUACCGAUGAUGGAUUAAUGAGACUGGCUGUAUAUCGACUGGCAUUAAAUAAUUUGGUUAUCUGUGGCAGUAGACAUUGGUACUACGUACUUGCAUUCCGUAAUUUUUUACAAAAUAAUUAAUUUGAAUUAAUUUCAGUUAUCUUCCUUUCAUCUUUUAUUGGAAUCUGGUCCGUCGAGAUCUCAUUAAAGGAUAAUAAUUUUUUCACCGUCGUCAUAGAGUUUGCUUUUCACCGUUGAAAAUCAGGCUGAAUAAUCCAUAUUAUACUGCGUUGUGUUUGUUACGGCUAAGAUUGGAGAAAUCGAUUUUAUUUCCUAUUUUUACAAUUACUCAUGAACAUACUUUCUUGUGUUUUCCGUGAGAAACGAAAAUUAUAUAGUUAAUCAUAGUUGUUGAAUUGUUUUAAUGUUUUUUUUUUAAUAUAUUUGAUAACUUUUUUUAUUGGCAAGGCCUAAGCUUUUUGUCGUGUCACGGCCUUAGGCUGUAUAAAUGUUGUAAACACCAAAAAUUUUUAUGUAUCACAAUUUUUUCUCUUUUAUUAUACAAUGUUAGAAUUUCUAAAUAACUUUAACAUUUUAUACAUUGACUUUUGAGUGUUGGACAUUUUAUCAACACUUGAAUUAUUGUUUUGGCAUAGAUGUAUGUAAAAUGUCAUUUUAUCAUAGUUAUAAGACGCAUUUAAUAAUAUUGUAGGUUAGAUAUAAAGCUUCAGACAUCUUCCAUUCUAUUGCAUAAUGUAAAUAGCUAUAUUUGUAAAUAAAGCAGUGGAUUUUU